UGCAAAGCUGAAGGCUUCCAGUGUCUUGUUACUGCAGGACGGUGAAACAUCACGGUUAAGUGGCUAAUUACAGUGCUGUGUUGAGUGUUCUUAGUAUAAACUUGGUAUUACUUGCGCUUUAUUCGUACAAAAUGAAGGUUGAGUUGGUGUCUCGUGGGAGAUUACCCCCAGAUUCGGAAACGAAGAUUGUCCCACAGGGAGGCGAGGAGUCGAUCCUUGCAGUGAGCCCCCGUUCAGUGACACUUCUGGAAAAGGAUCAGCGUGUAGUACGACUUACUCGAAAAAUGGCUUUUCUCACAAGAGCGACACUCCUCACCGCAUCAGAAACGGGUAAUUAUGUCGCGGGGGUUACGGAAAAUGGACAGCUGUUUCGACUUCGGGAGCUUCAUCAAGCCCAAUGGAUUGAUUCCCCCGGCCUCGAAAAAAAUAAAGUGGACCAGCUCGCCGUCGACGCAAAAGGAAAUCUUCUUGUAAGCUGUGGAGAACUAACAGUAUAUAAAUUCAGCGCACAAACCCUUUCUUGGGAAGCGUUCGCGUGUCCCUUUGUGGCUUCAGUAGCGGCCACGAUUCGUUUCGGGGGCUGCGCCGUUUCCAACGAGAGCGACGUACAUGCGACGUUCGCUUGGCUCCUCGAUGAUAACCGACUCAUCGUCUGCAACAUAGGAUACAAAUACCUUGACAAGAAUCAGUGGCACCUUCGUGACCCGUCACAAUCACUGUUUUCGUGCUCGUCAUCGCUUUCGCCUUCGCCCGACCUUUCGUGCUUGUUGAUGACAUCCCCGUCGUCGGUUCACCUGAUUCACAAUUCGGCCGCCUUACCUCACUUCCGGCGAGACUUCACCGAAGAAGCCGUCGUCAACGCGACCUGGUGUCGAAACUCGGAACUAAUAUUAAUUUUAUCGCCGGGAGGCAAGCUGGCCAUUCUCGCUAAGUUCAUGAACAGUCUAUUUGGUUUCGAACAAACUGGGAACGAGCAUGGGGUUCCGGACAGCUGGAUGCAUGUUAUAAGCGUAGAAGUGGGUGAACCAGUCGAACUACGACCGCUCUUGGGCACAACGACAGACUCGAUCCUCGUGUGCGGUCAGGACGUUUUAUCGAUCUCCGUGGAAACCUCACGUCACACGCGAUAUCUAAGCCGACUUCUCAGUGCACGACCACUUUGUAUAUCAGUGCUUAGCGAGUUAUGCCUUCAUCUGGCGUCUAUCAGGUUACUACGGAAGGAACAUGUCAUUCUCCUUGCAAUUGUCCGAAGGAACCUGAGCAGGGGCCUUGCGCUGACCAAACCUGAUCAACUCGAGGAGAUCAGCCGUGUUUUAUGUAACGUGUUAGAAUGGGCAGUCCAGCUGGAGUCAAUGCCAGUUGUGAAAUUGAUGGUAUUCGGAUUACGUCGCUUUAUGAAAGCUGAUAAGCGUAAGAAAUACCGUGAUCAGAUGUUGGAUCGAUACAAGAUCGCACUUCGGACGUUUGAACAAGGCGGUGGUACGCUGCAUACCCGACUGGAGCGAUCGAAAUCCCGAGGGGCACCGCCAAGACGUCGGAGAGCAAGCAGCAUCACGGAGUGUUUCUAUAAUGGUGAUACGCCCGGUGCAAUGAAUUGUCUUCUGCAAAAUCCUGAAAUAUCUUCGCAAUCCAAAGAAUUCCUCCGACGUCUUUUGGAAACAAAACAGGAAACCCGGGCUUUUGAAGCUCUUAUGAUUGUCCUCGAAUCUCAAGGGACUCAACUGUUUAAGACUCUGCCGAAGUCGUCGAAGGUUCGGCACUUACUGAGGAUGUUUGCGUCUAAAGUGAAACAACCUUCAGUCGCAUUGGAGCUGUUAUUCUUAUCAGGUUUUUGGCGUGACGCGCUAAAAUUGAGCGAAAACUUGAGUCUUCCACUGCUCGAAGCGCUUUUCGCGGUUAGCCUCAACGAGACUAGACGCGCCGCUGGAGGCCUACGUGACCUAAUCCUGUUACGUUUACACGAGACUGAUGGUGAAAUUUGCGAUGCGGUCGCGGUGCCUGUGUCAAACUUGCUUCGGCUUCAUCCGACUGCGGCCGAUGAACUCUUUAUCGACGGCCUCGAUCUUCUGCUCAACGAGUUUCUUCAAGAAUCCUCGCGGAGUUCGUUCGACGCACCUCAUACGACACUUUUGAUGGUUGAGGUAUUCGCCGAGAUUCCGGGUCAGCCGUCACGAUUGCAGCUGAUAUGUCGGUCAAUCCAACUGCUGUUGCUCUGUAGCGAAGCCAGUGGCCAUUUACUGGACCAGCUGGCUCUUUCACUUCAUCACGCUGACGACUCGGGUGGACCUCGGGAAGUUGCCUUGUUGAGAUGUUUCGUUAACAUGCUAUUCUGCUAUCAACUACGAAGUCGACUUUUUCAGGCAACAGAUGAUUCUGAAUCAGUACGUCUUGCUCAGCAACUCUAUCUAAACCGCUUCGUACCACCUCACUGGCUGCCAUACGUGGCGCAGAUUGUUUACAUACCGAGUCUAUCCGAAGAGGAAGUGCACCGUGAGGCCUUAAGCGAUUUCUACAACAGUUUCUGUCAGGACGUGUGUAGCACGCGGACCAAAUUACGCCAACCAACCGCGGAGAAAUCAAAUGUUCGCAUUAGUCCGAUGAGCUAUUUCGAGCGGAUGUUUGCGGCUGUUCGGAAAGCCAGCAAAACUUACGCAGUGCGCAUGUCUCGCCUGAUGCUUGUGGAUGAGAAGGAACUGGAUGCCACACUGGACAGCCUGAACCUACAGCAGGCUCGGCUGAAAAGUGGGGCAAAACUUAAUCUGUGUGUACUCUCCGAUCUUCUUGGGGAUCUCCACAUGAUGUCAAGUCGUGCAUUUCUCUGCGGCGUGCUAUUGUACCUCGACAAAUCACAGGCGAAACAAGUUCGCUUUAAUCCCAUCGUAGACGUAGCUGUAGAUGACUCUGAUGAGUACGAUUCAAGUGAUGCUGAUGAAAAACUUCAGCCAGCACCGGAAAGUAAGCUACUUAAAUCGUUCUCAACAACCGACGCGUCCGUUCAAGCCGACGAAGAUGCGCCAGCGAAGAAGCUUACCAGCAAGCUUGAUAGCGCAUUGAAGAGUCUCGAGCGAAUUUCCAAGCUGCAGAAACAAAUGACGGGAGAUCGCAGAAGUAACUUUAACGAGGAACUAGACGACAGAUGCGUCAACGACGAUCUGUUCCAUCUUAGGGAGCAUAUUGAAAAUAUUGAGCUCAAAGAUAUGCCAGUGACUUCGAGGCAUUGCAGAUUUUCCUGGAAUCAGGUACCCGGUGAAGGAAAAUUUGAGGAGUCGAUGCGACGGAUUCGUGAAUUAACUUCACGAAGUAUCCAGCGAUAUCAAGUGUCGACAAGAAAUCUCCGCUCAUCGUUGAGAGGCAGGCGGAUUCUACGGCAGGCGUCAACCCUGUCCAAUCUCCGGGUUAAAGUGCGACCCACAAACAAUGGCGUUCAUACCACAAUGGUAAUUGACAGGCGGAACAAACAGCAACAACAGGCUCAACAGCAGCGGACCAUUCAGUAGAUUACAAUCCGAUGAUUUAUAAAUAGUGGGCUCUAAAAGAAAUAGAGGCCCAGUUAACCUUUGGUGAUAGACUGUUUUACAGAUUUUUUUGUUGAAAUUCGUCUAAGUUCCCAAUACAGGGCGAUGGCAGCCGUUGCAUUUACUCAAUUCGAUAUAAAACCUAUAACUACAGGCACAAUGUAGAUCUAAUGUAAGCUUUAUACAUAGAAAGUUCGUACAACCUAUUUAAAGAUAUUUUGACAUUGUACAACCUAUUUUAUUUAACUAACGCGUUCCAAGUAUACUUGCUACAAACCGUAAGUAUUCUCUACAACUGUAAACAGGUGCUCAACUUAGGAUAAUAUAUGAUAUUUUGUGGGAAAACCAAGCAUCAAUGCAAACGUCUACCAUGUACACUAGUGAAUAUAUUGUAAAUACAAUGGAUUUGCCAUAUAAAGGAUCGGAGUACCACUGUGGACUAAGAACUUUGUGCGAACAAAGGAAUGGCGUCGUAUGAAAUUGUACAGUCAAAGUAUAAAGACAGUCAGGAUUGGCAAGACUCCUAAUUCUAUUGUUUCCAUUUCUUAUAUUUACUAGUUCGAUUAAGGGUUAAUUACAUCU
Messenger RNA from Varroa destructor (honeybee mite), 4097 nucleotides. RefSeq lists its product as uncharacterized. The record is from RefSeq and is a predicted model, not a curated record. NCBI's taxonomy places the organism in Eukaryota, Metazoa, Arthropoda, Arachnida, Mesostigmata, Varroidae.